UCAUUUAGCGUACACGAUAUUGUUACAGACCAUCUAUAAAAAUAAGGGUGAAAGUGGCGUAAGUCUUUCAAAUGGGUAGCGGACAAAGCAAACUGUCAUACUUGUCCAACAAAAGGAAAAGAGUUGAGAAGGGACAGCCAUGUUUCAAGCGGCUACAAGAUCUGAAGGAAGAAGAGACCCAACAAUUUCAUGAUGGCUGUAUUUCUCCACAUUUUGGAAAAAGCGGGCUGGCUUUCUAUGCACCAUUAAAUGAAAAUGGUUUGAGUGGCGACAAUAAACGACGUGGAUUUGAAGAUAAACCAAAACUGUCUAGUGAAAAGCAUAUGAAAGCUGCAUUGUCUGACUCACUCAGAUCAAAAGAAAGGGAAAUUCUUGUCGAAGAAAUUGUUGAACAAAAUUUGCAAGAAAAAUGUCGGAAAGCAAGACUGGCAGAAGAAAAACGCCUGCUUGUGAUCAGUAGAAAAGAAAAGAAAGAAGAAAUAAGGGAGAAAAACGAAGCAAAGAUGAAAAAGAUGGAAGAAAGAAUGGAAGAAGUUCAAAACAGACUUCGCCCACCAAACUCAAAAGUCCGAUCAUUCCAUAAUGAAAAUUCUAAAGUAAAUUUUCAAAAACUGGAAAUGUUUGACCUUUAGCAAUUAUGUUGCAAUAAAAAAAAACACAUAGAUUUUCUAUAUCGAAAUACAUUUUUAAAGUGUGCAUUGUUACGUUACGAGAUAUCUUUCACAACAACGUCGGAUGUAAAUUUUCUGAUUAUUUUUUAAUUUUCUAAAGAUGAACAUCGCGAUAUUAAAUUGCUUUUGUUGUUGUU
This is a messenger RNA of Mercenaria mercenaria, 808 nucleotides long. RefSeq lists its product as uncharacterized. Lineage: Eukaryota; Metazoa; Mollusca; Bivalvia; Venerida; Veneridae. The record is from RefSeq and is a predicted model, not a curated record. Bases 72 to 632 code for a protein of 186 amino acids. The transcript has 2 exons.